This is a messenger RNA of Gracilinanus agilis (Agile Gracile Mouse Opossum), 5121 nucleotides long. It is a transcript of the gene MTSS1, whose product is annotated as MTSS I-BAR domain containing 1. Lineage: Eukaryota; Metazoa; Chordata; Mammalia; Didelphimorphia; Didelphidae. Gene Ontology annotation, molecular function: phospholipid binding; actin binding. The record is from RefSeq and is a predicted model, not a curated record. Bases 621 to 2894 code for a protein of 757 amino acids. The transcript is spliced from 15 exons. Gene Ontology annotation, biological process: positive regulation of actin filament bundle assembly; plasma membrane organization; adherens junction maintenance. Gene Ontology annotation, cellular component: cytoplasmic side of plasma membrane; actin cytoskeleton.
GGCAGGAGCCGGUUUGGGGAGCGGCUGCUUGAUCCGCGUGAAUAGGGGGGCGGGUUUCCAGCGCAGUACCAGGAGAGUCCCCGGGGUUACAAAAGCCGCAGAUCGCCUUAGACUGCGAACUGGGGCCGUUCUACCUUCAAACGGCACCCGAAAAGCCUUUUGGAAUUAGUACCCUUAUUAUUUUUAUUUUCAAAAAGCAUUAUUAUUUUUGAAUGGAGUUGAUCCCGAAUCAGGGGGUGACUGCCUGUGCAACAAGAUGGGCUUUGCUGUUACCCUUGUGGGGAAGAAUAGUCGCUUGAUUUUCCAUCUCUGGUCCUUCUCGAGCUUAGGAGCCUUUAGACGGUGCAUGUAGGGAAUAAGCAUUAGCAAAGAACUGGGUUUUCAUUUUUUUAAAAAUAAUUAUUAGAUCUCUGAUUGUUACCCCCUUUUCCUUCUCUUGCGGAAGAGGUUUUAAGUCACCCGGUGGUUUCUCCCUUCGCUUUUUUUUUUUUUUUUUAAUCACUUCAAAAGGGUUGAAAAAGCACCCCAGUCCCAACCCUACGGGGCUGAGCGAGUAGCAGCCGGAGGCGGCGUGGAAUUGAAGCGCUCUCGCUGCUGGUCUGUCCGCCCGAGCUGGGAAAAUGGAGGCUGUGAUUGAGAAGGAAUGCAGUGCUCUGGGAGGGCUCUUCCAGACCAUUAUCAGCGACAUGAAGGGGAGCUAUCCAGUUUGGGAAGAUUUCAUAAACAAAGCAGGAAAGCUACAGUCCCAGCUUCGGACUACAGUAGUAGCAGCAGCUGCCUUCUUGGAUGCCUUUCAGAAAGUGGCUGACAUGGCUACCAACACACGUGGUGGUACCAGAGAAAUUGGGUCGGCCCUGACCAGGAUGUGUAUGAGGCACCGAAGCAUAGAGACCAAACUGAGACAGUUCUCUAGUGCUUUAAUUGAUUGCCUGAUAAACCCACUUCAAGAACAAAUGGAAGAAUGGAAGAAAGUGGCCAACCAGCUGGAUAAAGACCAUGCAAAAGAGUACAAGAAAGCCCGCCAAGAGAUAAAAAAGAAGUCCUCAGAUACAUUAAAACUUCAGAAGAAAGCCAAAAAAGCUGAAACUGUGGGAAGAGGAGAUAUCCAGCCCCAGUUGGACAGCGCAUUGCAAGAUGUCAAUGAUAAAUACCUUCUCCUUGAAGAAACUGAAAAACAGGCAGUCAGAAAGGCCCUGAUUGAGGAGCGUGGCCGAUUCUGUGCCUUCAUCUCUAUGCUACGGCCAGUGAUUGAAGAAGAAAUCUCCAUGUUAGGGGAAAUAACUCAUCUACAGACCAUAUCUGAAGAUCUAAAGAGCCUCACUAUGGAUCCCCACAAAUUGCCAUCAUCAAGUGAACAGGUAAUCCUGGAUUUAAAAGGUUCUGAUUAUAGUUGGUCCUACCAGACUCCUCCAUCUUCUCCCAGUACAACCAUGUCCAGAAAAUCAAGUGUUUGCAGCAGCCUGAACAGUGUCAACAGCAGCGACUCCCGCUCCAGUGGGUCACACUCUCAUUCCCCCAGUUCCCAUUAUCGCUACCGAAGCUCCAAUCUGCCCCAGCAGGCUCCCAUGAGGCUGUCGAGCGUGUCCUCCCACGACUCGGGAUUCAUAUCCCAGGAUGCCUUCCAGUCCAAGUCACCAUCGCCAAUGCCACCGGAAACUCCCAACCAGUUGUCUAACGGGUUUUAUCACUAUAGUUUACCAAGUGAGCCCCAUGUAGCAUCAGUGGGUGCAGGUCUUUAUCCUCAUUGCCUGCCUGCCUCCCGUCUGUGCCCUCGGGCGACCUCUGCCCUCCUUCCAGACUACGUUCAUUAUUACACCAUUGGGCCGGGCAUGUUACCGUCAUCUAAGAUCCCUAGCUGGAAGGACUGGGCUAAGCCAGGCCCGUACGACCAGCCUGUGGCAAACACCUUACAACGCCGCAAGGAGAAGCGUGAGCCGGACACCAAUGGAGGACCCCCCGGCAUGCCACCCAUACCCACAGAGGAGGCGCAGAGGCCUCGGAGUAUGACCGUUUCGGCUGCCACCAGGCCUGGAGAAGAGAUGGAGGCCUGUGAGGAGCUCGCACUGGCCCUCACCCGGGGCCUGCAGCUCGACCCCCAGAGGAGCAGCCGGGACUCCCUGCAGUGUUCCAGCGGAUACAGCACCCAGACGACCACCCCGUGCUGUUCAGAGGACACCAUCCCCUCCCAAGUUUCAGAUUAUGAUUAUUUCUCUGUAAGUGGUGACCAGGAGACAGAACAGCAGGAGUUUGACAAAUCCUCUACCAUUCCGAGAAACAGUGACAUUAGCCAGUCCUAUCGCAGGAUGUUUCAGGCCAAACGCCCAGCUUCAACUGCUGGUCUCCCCACUACCUUAGGACCUGUGAUAGUUACACCCGGUGUAGCAACCAUCAGACGGACCCCUUCUACUAAGCCUUCUGUACGAAGGGGAACCAUCGGGGCUGGACCCAUUCCCAUCAAGACUCCUGUGAUUCCUGUCAAAACCCCGACCGUCCCUGACCUGCCGGGUGUGCUGCCGAGUCCUCAGGGCGGGACGGAGGGGCAUGGAGAACACAGCCCCGAGUCGCCUUCUGUGGGGGAUACCGCCCAGGGCGGUACCCACAUGCCCUCCUCCCUGUGGAGCGGUCAGGCCUCUGUCAACCCGCCACUGCCAGGCCCGAAGCCAAGUGUCCCAGAGGAGCAGAGACACAGUGUCCCGGAGAUGGAGGAUGAAGAAACAGAAGGGGAUCAUUCAAGUGCCACUAGCUCCCCUGGUCAGACCCCGGAGUGCAGCCAUGCAGGAGACUUGAGCCCUGGGGAUACCCUGCAAGGUGAAGAUAUGCUGAAUGCCAUUCGCCGCGGUGUGAAACUGAAGAAGACGCUGACCAAUGACCGGUCGGCCCCUCGCUUAUCUUAAGGUUUCUAAGCAUACUGCCAGGGUUAUGGUGAAUGGAAAAUGAACUGUUUAAUAAAACCUAAAUUUGUUUUGAUUCAUUCCAAUCUAUAAUCAAACAAAAGAUUUUGUAGAAAACUCAGAAGUAGAACAUUGUUUUGAAAAGUACUAUAUAUCAUAAAACACAGAGAAUUAAAAACACAUGCAUAAGUAACCAUCAUAAUCUUUAUUGGUGUUUUAAUUUGUAAAUAUUGACAACUUUCUGCAUAUUUUGUUCUUAAGUUUCCCUUUUAAUUUUUCUGAAGGUGCCAAAUCCCAUAACUUUUUUAUAAGCCUUUGUAAAAUUUUAAAUGCAUAACAGGGAGGGGGGAGGGGAGUUGGGGGAGAAUCAUAAAGUAGCAAACUUAAGCAAAGGGAUUAAUAAUUGGCUUUUUUGCAAGCUUUUGUAGAUGCAUUGUGAUAGUGUGGUUUCAAUAAAUUGGACUUAUUUUAAUGUACAAAUAAAAUGGGUAACAAACAUGUCCUCAUUUAAAUAUGUUUUGUGUGGAAAAGCAGGAGUAACUGGACGAAAAGCAAUAUAAUGGAUGAAAGAAGCCGGAAAUGCUUGGGUUGAGGGAGGAAGUCAGGGUGGGAAAUGCCAGUAACCCAGCAGAUGCUAUUCCCUGAGAGUAAGCACGUCAGUUGAAUCACCGUUAGCCUCAUGGCCAACGCCUCUGGCGCCAUGCUGGAUUGCAGGGUUUAGGUAGCGUGUGUUUAGGGACUUCACUGUUUUUUUUUCUCGUGUUUCCUCUUGAUCUCACACAGCAGCCACUCCUAGUCAUAUGCAUGCCGCUUCAAUAGUGUACGUAGAUUGAUUUACUCAGUUUUCUCUUCAGUAGUGCUCAUGCUUUCAUUGAGUCCAAAUACAUCCAAAAGGGUAAGGCAGUUCUGAACAUGUGAAGGAAAGCAUUUACAAAUGGCAGCAGGGAGUUCUUAGGUAGUAUAAAAUGCUUUUUAUGUACAAGUGCCCAGCAGGCUGGGUACAUGGAGAAGCCCAAAUAUUUUGAGAAUACUUGAGUGGAUUUAGCAAGGGUGACCAGCCUGGAGUCUAGCAACUUGCAAAAGGGUGUGUUCCAUUUCAGGGGGCUUGUUUUUCUUAGAUGGUGAAUUGGCUUCAUACGAAAUACCGAAAAGGGAAGAUGCAUUUAUUGUCAUUGGGAGUCUGACCACUACACUGUCUUUUUUGUAUUCUGGGUGAUGUAUUUUUUUGGAAUGUUCUUUCUUAAUUAAAAAACUUUUUUGAGUUUUGUUUUGUUUUACAAGUGAAACCAAUUUGCUGUAAUAACCAUCUUUUAAAGCCAGCGAGGUAGGCAGAACUCAGAGGGCCGCAGGAGUGGGGUUUAGACUAGGUUGGAAGCAGGAGAGGUUUGUCAGUUAUUCAAGUUGCACACUUGAGACUGUUGACAGUCACCAGAUGAAGUUCUCAAAGGGGGCUGCUGGUUUCCACCCAAACACUGUAGCCUUUGUUGGCUCCAAUAUCUGACUACAUGAUCAUAUGCUUUAAUACAUUACUGCACUGGAUGUGAGACUUAAUGUAUUUGUACAGUCACUGUUCUAUAAUAACACUUACACUGCUGUGAUUGCUUCUGACACUUUUAUGUUAUGGCUUAAAGCAAAGGCAUGGUUAUUAGAAACUAUUUAAACUUUACUUUCUUUGAAAAACAAGCUCCUUAUUACAGAAUAUAAUCAACAGUAGUGCCUGUGGUUCUAGCCCACCAAUCUUGAUUGAUUAAAAGUAGCUGAUGCAUUGUGCAUAUGAUGCUUAAUAGGUUUUGCUGAAGCAAAAACCAUUGCAAGAGAAUGAACAUAGUAAAGUGGUAUUUUAAACCUUGGAAAUGAAUGGAUGUAACUGUACCGGAGUACAGCUUUUCACUUGUUUAGUUCUUAAACGUUAGUAUAAUCUGAAUAAAAUUUAAUAUAAAUUGUUGCCAAAUUCAGCGUAGAAAGAAUGUGACAAAACACUUUGGAUAGUUCUACUGUUUUGUGUUUUUGCAUAUUGUAAAAGCAGUGUCACAGCUAAAAAUUUAAAAAAAGUUUCUAAUGGUAUAAAUUAUUGUUGUUUAGUUGCUAGUUUGUACUGAGAGUUGAUCUCUCUCCCUGUGCAGUUUUUUGUUCUCAACUGAUAUAAAUGAACAGUUGCUGUAUCGUGUCACUCUUUUCCAUUGUAACAAAUGCUUCAGAAUACAUUAUAAAUAAAGAAUGGCUAGAAAAA